Messenger RNA from Schizosaccharomyces octosporus yFS286, 2162 nucleotides. Its product is annotated as serine/threonine protein phosphatase Ppa2. Bases 739 to 1707 code for a protein of 322 amino acids. The transcript is spliced from 4 exons. Gene Ontology annotation, biological process: mitotic cell cycle; peptidyl-serine dephosphorylation. The record is from RefSeq and is a predicted model, not a curated record. Gene Ontology annotation, cellular component: cytosol. NCBI's taxonomy places the organism in Eukaryota, Fungi, Ascomycota, Schizosaccharomycetes, Schizosaccharomycetales, Schizosaccharomycetaceae. Gene Ontology annotation, molecular function: protein serine/threonine phosphatase activity.
GGAAAACGUUGAAUGCCUUUGUCUUGCGCAUGUUUCUAGAAAAUCAGUAUGAAUGUGGUAGUUUGACAAGCUUGUCUUCCAUGUAUUUUUGUUUGAACGAAACAAACGUAAAUGGGUAAUCGGACGGAUUGAACGAAGUAAUCGCAACAAGGAUUGGAUUUUACACAGUGUAAUCGAAGAUAAAGUCUACCAAUUUUAUUCUAUACAUUCGACUCUACUUCACAGUAUGUUUUGCACGUAAGUAUGUUUAUAGUGCGAACUAUGUAUGACUAACUAGCUAAACAAAUGGCAAUUGGAUUUUAUUAAGCCAGCCUAGUUUAACUUCCAGUCUCUACGUCAAUCAAGAGUUGGAUGUACCUUUUUGCAAUGCGUUGUUUCUUUACUAGAACUCCUGUUGUCUACAUUUUGCAACAUAAGAUUAUGGUAUUAUAAAACUAGAAUAUUUCAAACUAGCUAUGAAAUUUCAGAAGUCUGUAAAGUAUCAGUAAAUCGGUUGUUCCCAAUCCUCACUUCCCUUUCAUUAGCUCAUUCUCCUUUUAUUUUAAAUAUUAUUUUAUUUUUUUUCCCUCCAUCUUCAUUGAGAAGUGAAAUAGAUCGUAUCCAUUCUUUGCGUUCUGGCUUGCAGCACUUUAUCCCAAGACGAGGUGUUGGUACUAACAGUCGGCAACACAACCAAACAUCAAGACAACGGAAGCUUUCAGGAAAUUGCUCAUUUUUACUAUUAAGAAAAUUAAAUAGAUGUCUAUAGAUUCAGACGAUGUCUCGCAAUCAGUAUUCGGAGCUAAUAACGUCUCUUUGAAAGAUGUGGACGGAUGGAUCGAACAAUUGAAAAGAUGUGAACCUCUCAGUGAGUCAGAUGUAGAGGCCCUUUGUGAAAAGGCAAAAGAAGUAUUGUGUCGCGAAAGUAAUGUUCAACCUGUACAUAAUCCUGUAACUGUUUGUGGUGAUAUUCACGGACAAUUUCACGAUUUGAUGGAGUUAUUUAAAAUUGGAGGCGAAGUGCCUGAUAUGAAUUAUCUCUUUAUGGGAGAUUAUGUGGACAGAGGCUAUCAUAGUGUUGAAACAGUAAGCCUGCUAGUAGCUAUGAAGUUACGGUUUCCUCACCGGAUAACAAUAUUAAGAGGAAAUCAUGAAUCUCGUCAAAUUACACAGGUUUAUGGAUUUUAUGAUGAAUGUUUACGUAAAUAUGGUUCCGCAAAUGUAUGGAAGCAUUUUACUAAUCUUUUUGACUAUUUCCCUUUAACCGCUUUAAUUGAAGACCGUAUAUUUUGUCUCCAUGGUGGCCUUUCUCCUAGUAUUGAUUCAUUGGAUCAAAUUCGAUCUUUGGAUCGUGUUCAAGAAGUUCCCCAUGAAGGUCCUAUGUGUGAUCUACUUUGGUCUGACCCUGACGAUCGUUGCGGUUGGGGUAUCUCUCCCCGUGGUGCAGGCUAUACCUUUGGACAAGAUAUAUCCGAGUCUUUCAACCACGCGAACGGUUUAAGUUUAACCGCGAGAGCUCACCAGUUGGUGAUGGAAGGUUACAACUGGGCUCAUGAUGGCGAUGUAGUAACUAUCUUUUCAGCUCCUAACUACUGUUAUCGUUGCGGCAAUCAAGCCGCUAUUUUGGAGGUUGAUGACAAUAUGAAUCAGGUUUUCUUGCAAUUUGAUCCAGCACCGAGAAAAGGCGAACCCGUCAUUGCACGAAGGACUCCAGAUUACUUCCUUUAAAAAUCGGUGUUCACGCUUAAAAAAUGGUCCUCUGUUUGUAUUUAGCAUCAUACCUAACGUAUGUAACAUUUAUGAUGAAUCUUUUCUAUCCUCAAUUGUUCGGACUGUAUCGUGUGGUCAUUCGCAUAUAUAUACAUAUUCUUUUUCUUUAUAGUAAUGAAAAGUAAGGUGCGCGUUAUAUCGCUUGUUUGGGAUUACAAGUCGAUCAGGCAUAAUGGAAUUUUUGGUUAAAGAUUGUCUGUUCCUAUAUAAAGAUUACCUUUUGAUUUAAUAAUAUGUACCUACUAGAAAACUACAGUAAAUGACUGCAUCGUUUAGAUAUGUUCACGGUAAGGACUCAGUUGCACUCGUGAUGUCGGAUGGUCAGGCUUUUCUGUAUAAAUUUUAUAAAGGAGACUAAAGGCUAGGUACUAAGAUUAUUUUGCUAAUAAAAAAAAGUACUACAUUUCAAAUAA